Messenger RNA from Limulus polyphemus (Atlantic horseshoe crab), 4759 nucleotides. RefSeq lists its product as uncharacterized. The transcript has 6 exons. The record is from RefSeq and is a predicted model, not a curated record. The coding region runs from base 256 to 4686 and encodes 1476 amino acids. Lineage: Eukaryota; Metazoa; Arthropoda; Merostomata; Xiphosura; Limulidae.
GUGUAAUCUUAAGUCUGAUAGCUUAUAAUAUUUUUGGUCAGGUUUUAUGUAUCGGUAACGAAUACUACAACGAAGUGUUUAAGGUAUGUUCAGAAGAUGGAACAUCUCAUGAAAAGUUUUUCUCCAACUAGAACCUUAAAUAGUGACUCUGUAUGUGUACAUACAUGUUAAUGAGUGCCUUGAAAAUGAAAGCUAAUGUAAGUGCUCUGGUGCCUCUAUUUGUAGAAUACAUGGCCUUUUUGUGUGCUCACUUCCAUGGCAUCACAUGACGUUUGUAUUCAUGCUAAACAGAAAGGUUCUGUUGCUCUGUCACGGUUGAGGCCUAUUUUUCCUAAAACGGUUAUUGUAAAAAAGGUAAACCUUAAUGUAGAGCCCUUAAAUAAUACAAGGAUUAUGAGUAGCAUUUCUUUUAAUGAAGUGAAAGAAACAAAUAAAGUAGGAUGUACCUCAGAACAUUCACCAGUGCAUUCUGUAUCAGCAGAAGGAAGCAAGGUGGUUUUUUUGAAUAAAGUUAAAAAAUCUUGUUCCACCAAUCAUUUUGAGAUGCCUGGAUUAGAAAUAUUACAAAACAAACAACUUUGUAGUCCAUAUCAAAGUUUAAGUGUGAAGGGCAGAGGUGGAUAUUUGACUGGAAAACUACAAAACUGUACUAGACCCAAUACUUCAUGUGAAACAUUUCCCGAUAAAAGUCUCUUACCAAGCUUGUCCACUGUCGUGUCUGAAGGCCUCCCUGUGACCCAAAGUUCUUUGAAUUGUACAACACCUGUAAGGACACAGCCCCAGGUUAUUAGUUCUUUGUCUGUAUCUAGCCAGGUAGUAGGAACAAAAUAUCAGAGAAUUUUUAGUGUACCUACUUCAAAUGUUAGCUUAUCAGUUGACUCUGAAAAUAACAAUCUAAGCAUAUCUAAUGUUGACUUAAGAUCAAAAAACAGUGUUGGUUUUACAUCCACUCAAAGUAACAUUGUAAAAAAAUCUUCAGUAAUUCAGACUUCACAAAGGAAACCAUUAAAUGGAAAUACUACAUUUGGGUUAUUUGUACCAAUAAAACCUAAACCACUUCUAAUAGACACUAUCCAGCGGCCACCAAAAGGAAGAACUGUUAGAGAACUUUUAGACAGUUUAUCACAACGCCAUAUAGGAAGUAAAUCUGCUCCAAAUUUAUCUUAUAGAAAGACUAAUAAUGCAUGUUUAAAGAGGAACAAUUCUUUGUUAGAAAAAGUAUGUGUUAGAGAUUUGUUUCCAGGUAGUACAUGUCAGAGGCAUGAUAAAUUUAAUUUACAGUUGGAACGUGAAAGUGGAAAAAAGGUAAAAACUAUUCCAAGUUAUUCUGAUACAAGUGCCUUCCAAGAAAACACAAAAGAAAUUCAGAAGGAAAAAUCUUCUGAUAAUCAUUUGGAAUCUUUCCAGUCUAGUUCCAUAAAACCUGAAUAUGUUUCAGUAGUCUGUAGUGAGAGCUUAAGUUUUGAGAAUGAAGCUCCUUCAAAAGAAAUGGAUGCUGAAGCACACACUUUUACUACUAUACAAUUUGACAACAGCUUUUCCAACCAUGAAACCGAUAAACAACAAUUUCCAACAGAAGAAAUUCACACUGUGAAAAAAGAACAAAUUGAAUGUGAUGAAAAACAUCCAGUCAGAAAAAAGGCAAAAACUGUUUCAGGUUAUUUUGUUAGAAAUGACUUCCAAGAAUAUGCAAAGGAAGUUCAGAAGAAACAGUCAUUUUCCAAUAAACAUUUACAUUCUAUUAAUCAAAUCAUGGAUUAUAAGAAAGAAGCUCCUUCAAAAACUGCAUUGUCAGAAAUGAAUGCUGAAACAGACCGUUUUAGUAAUAUCCAAUUUGACAACAAUUCUUCUAACCAUGACAGAGAAAAGCAACAAUUUCCAGUAGAAAUCCACACCAUAGAAAAAGAACAAAUGGAAUAUUAUGAUAAACAUCUAGUUCAACACUUUGAGGAUAAUAAUAAUAUAAUAGUUAAGCAAGAAAAGGAAGGUGAGAAAUGUAUUCCGGAUAAACAUCCUAACACUGAAGAAGGAUGUUCAGUAAGGAUUAAAAAAGAAGUUGAGGAUGAAGAAUACCUGUUAAAUCAAGCUUAUAAUGAUUAUACAAAACAUGUUGAUGAUGAUAAAAACAAAAUAACAGAGUGUGUGUCUUUAGUUGGUGUACCCUCAAAAAAUAAGAAUUGUACAUCCAGUUUCUCUUCCAAAAAUCAUUAUUUUUCUGGAAAAGGUUAUGGAAUUGAUAAAACUAUAGAAAUGUCUCAAGAAAACAAAUCCGUUCCAGACUGUAAAACUUUAGACUUUGAGAGUCUUGUAAACUAUUCUGAAGUUUUUGGGGAUAAUGUAUUGUGUAGAGUGUCUUUGGAUGAAAUAACUAAAAAAGCAGUAGAUCUGUGGAGUAUUAAUAAUUUUGAUAAUAAACUUUCUCAUCAGACACUUAAUUGCACAUCCAGACUAAAUACCCCAAAAGAUUCAAAAACAAUUUCAGAUUGUUCUUCAUUUGACGAUUUAUUUUUAUAUAACUUGCCCAAAAAUACCACAGAAUUUUUGCAUGGAAAUAUAGCUAACGUAGACCAAAAUGAUAAAGAACAAGUUGUAGAAGGUACUUUUGAUUCUUCAGGUAUGGAAUUACUGACAAAAUUGUGUGAUGUGGAAAAAGAGCACAAUCAUAAAAAAGAACUAGAGCUGAAUGUAGUAAAGUCACAUGCGUUAAAAAAGUCUGUAACUGAUUCGGUACCUGUACACUUCACUGAAAUUAAUAAUACUGUGUCAGAGGAAAAUAGAAGAGAAUGUAGUGAGGUGUAUGAUGAUGUACUUAAUACAUGUAGUGUUUCUGAGGAUUUUGUGGAUUGUGAGGUGGAAUUUGUAAAGAUACCAUUCAGUGACAUUAAAAGUAAACCAGAACUUUUAGAUAAUGCUGCUAACACUGGGCAUUUAUAUAUUACACCUAAAACUUGUAAAAUUGAAAAUGAAAUAAGUGAAAAGAUUUGUAAUAGUUCUGAAAAAUAUUUUUUUGUACCUAAUGAUGUUUAUAAGAAUUCUUUAAAUGGAGAAUUUAUGCAGACUGCAGAUGCUUUGUGUGAUCCAUCUUUUGUAGACAUUUCUGAAGUUAUGGAGAAGAUGUCAUAUGAAGAUGCUUCAACUUAUUUUAAUUUAAAUGUUCAACAGAAAAAUCAGAAUAUCCAUUCUUCUUUAUCUUGUAAUGAUGAAAAUGUAUUUGUUCCUGAAAGUAAUGAAUUGCAGUCUGACUCAGUUAACUGUACUGAAGUUGGGUCGAGAUCAAAUAAUGAUCUGAAUGAUGAGGAAUCACAUUCCAGUUGUAAAGAUCUUUUAAUUAUAGAUGAUAAUUUGCUCAAACGUGAUAUUAGUCAUGAAGAAAGAUUGGAUUGUAAUGUCUUUGGUCUUGAUUCAUUACAAAGUCACUUGCAGAAGAAAUCAACAGCAUCAUCAUACGUGAAUGAUGAUACAGAGAAAACUUCUUUUUUGGCAAGUCUUGGACUGAAAUCACAGUCUAGUUGUGAAGCUGUGAUAAAAAACUUUGAAAGUUACAAAGGAUAUUUAGAUGUUUUAAAAGAUAAAGUAGUUAGCUCAUACUUAAAGAAUCCUCAAAUUCCUUCUGACAGAGUAAUGUCUUUUUAUCACUACCUUUGCAAGACAGGACAUCUUCGAGCUGGAAAAAUGACGUUUGUAUCAGAAGUUUACCGCAACUUAAGAAGUACCUCAAAACAGCACAUUGUAGAUGAUACACUGCCUCCAAAGAACGCCAUAUUAGUGAAAGAGAUGAAAACUCAGACAUCUCAAUGUAAUCUUUUAGCAUCCACUGAGAAUGACUUGCAAGGAACUUUUCCUUAUGCACAUGAUGAUAAAACUACUUUGAAUCAGGACAGUACAACUGUACCACCUUUAGUGCUGUGCAGUACCUCUGACACAUCAUUGUAUACAAUUACAUCAACUCCUGUCUCAAGCCCCUCUUCGGCUUCAAGCAUACUUUGGUCUACUUCUGAAAAGAAGCAUAUAUUGACAUCAUCACCAACUACCAUACAGCAUUCAGUAGCUACUACUAGUGUAUCUGGAAAUGAUCAGUUAUACAAGCCUGCCCCAAAACAGAACCAUUAUAACAAUUCCAGGAUACUCAUAAAUGAUGUAUCAACAUCAAUAAACCCUGUAGAAAAUUCACUUUCAACCAGUCAGUCAGUUACCAAGCCAAAAACUUCCACUGUGUCAACAAAGUCUACUGUACAUACUCCCAAACCAUUUCCAAAACCUUUAUUGCCAAAACCCAUCACAGUGGUUAGCUCAGUUACUUUGCCAAGUACUAUACAGUUGUCAUCAGUAUAUUCUGAUUGUACAAAUUUUAUUGGACAACAACCUACCAUUGUCACUCCUGUUAUAACAAAAAGCACCUCAGGAUGUGGACUUGUCAAUGUUGGACAGUCAGUACAAGAAAGAGCAGCUGUUUUACUUGUUCCUGUUAGCAAGCCAAUAAACUGUGUUAAUGGAGAAAAAUUUUGGAUAGCAAUACAACCCAACAAUUCCCCAAGAACAGAGGUUUUAAAACAAAAUAGUAUCAUGAAUUGUGCCAGUCCUGUGAAUAAACGGGAACUUCAGAAGAGGAAAAUUUCAGAAAUACUUCCUGACACAUCUGAUGCAUCUUUUAUUACUGGUGAUGAUGACAAGUCCAAAAGAGAUUGAAGAAAAAGACUGAAUCAUGAGAAGAAAAAUGUUUUUUGAUGAUACUGAUGAAGGAGAUGCCCCUUUAAUCAGG